Molecule: messenger RNA, 915 nt
Organism: Auxenochlorella protothecoides
Lineage: Eukaryota; Viridiplantae; Chlorophyta; Trebouxiophyceae; Chlorellales; Chlorellaceae
Product: Serine/threonine-protein phosphatase PP-X isozyme 1
Exons: 6
Coding region: 1-915 (304 amino acids)
Biological process (GO): double-strand break repair via homologous recombination; peptidyl-serine dephosphorylation
Cellular component (GO): cytoplasm; nucleus
Molecular function (GO): protein serine/threonine phosphatase activity
Source: RefSeq, a predicted model, not a curated record
AUGGACUUGGAUGCCUGGAUCGUGCAGCUGAAAAGAUGCGAGCCCCUGAAGGAGGCCCAAGUGAAGCUGUUGUGCGAGAGAGCGAUAGAGAUUCUAGUGGAGGAGGGCAACGUGCAGCACAUAGAGGCCCCAGUCACGAUAUGUGGCGACAUCCAUGGCCAGUUUUAUGACCUCAUGGAGCUGUUCAAGGUCGGGGGCGACUGUCCAAAGACAAACUACCUCUUCAUGGGCGAUUUCGUGGACAGGGGAUUCCACAGCGUAGAGACCUUUCUCCUCCUGCUGACCCUCAAGGUGCGGUAUCCGGACCGCAUGUUCCUGAUUCGGGGAAACCACGAGAGCAGGCAGAUCACACAGGUCUACGGCUUCUAUGACGAGUGUCUGCGCAAGUACGGCUCCGCCAACGUCUGGCGGUACUGCACAGACGUCUUCGACUACCUCAGCCUGGCGGCGCUCAUCGACAACUCCGUGUUUUGUGUGCACGGCGGCCUGUCCCCGGGCAUCGCAAGCCUGGACCAGAUCCGGGGCAUCGACAGGAAGCAGGAGGUCCCCCACGAGGGGCCCAUGUGCGACCUGCUCUGGUCCGACCCCGAGGAGGGGGUGGACGGAUGGGGCCUCUCUCCGCGAGGCGCGGGCUUCCUGUUUGGACCAGAGAUCACCACCCAGUUCUGCCAAACCAAUAAUGUGGACCUCAUCGCCCGAGCGCACCAGCUGGUGAUGGAGGGCUACAAGACCAUGUUCGAUUCCAAGCUGGUGACCGUGUGGUCGGCCCCCAACUACUGCUUCCGCUGCGGCAACGUGGCUGCCAUCCUCUCCUUCGACGAGGCCCUGGAGCAGGAGUUCCGGGUGUUUGAGGCGGCGGAAGGGGAGGCCCGUGGAGUGCCUGGCAAGCAGGCUGCGCCAGACUACUUCCUCUGA